This is a messenger RNA of Laccaria bicolor S238N-H82, 609 nucleotides long. RefSeq lists its product as uncharacterized. Lineage: Eukaryota; Fungi; Basidiomycota; Agaricomycetes; Agaricales; Hydnangiaceae. The transcript has 4 exons. The record is from RefSeq and is a predicted model, not a curated record. Bases 1 to 609 code for a protein of 202 amino acids.
AUGACGGCUGCUGAAAUUCUGGACGUUUCUAACGAGAAGAAGUACUGGCGCUCAAUUUCUCAGGUUAGAGAGUACGUGGUUCUGGCGAAGCAAGACAAGGAGGGGAUGAUUUGGCGUCUUUGUCCCGAUGAAGAACCUCAUCCUGCCUUGGACGGGAACAGGCAAGGUAGCCAACACAGGGAAUGGUUCAAUGUUGCUCUGUUGAAACGCACAAUGCAUUUUAUUCUUGGUGAUUCGCUCGACAAAGUCAUCGAUAGAAUGACUCCAGAGGAAAUUGAUACUGUUGAUUCCCAGUUGCAAUCUAUUCAAGCCAAGCUAGCGGUUAAGCCAACCGUCGUCGGAGGGCGCCUCCCACAAGCGUUCUCCAGCGUAUCGGACUUUGUCGAAUACCAUCAACAACUUUUGGGCCAUGACAUCCCGCUUUGCUUGGUGGAAGACAUUCUCGCUGCCUUACCUCGCGACGUGUCCAUGUCUUUUGCCCACAGCGGCUUCUUCCCAAACAAUGUUUUUUGGCUCGCGAUCAUUGAUUGGGCGACUGCUGGAUUUUAUUCGGAAUUUUGGGAAUAUGCUCGCAUGCACGACCCUAUUUACUCGAGCCCUCGCGCUUGA